AUGCUCACGUCAUAUCCCCCUGUUCCUUCAAAUUGGGACUUUACUCCAGUGCAUGACCUACUGCGGUCGCCCAUCGAGGGCUGCACAGCGAGACCUAGUCGCCACAAUGAAGCUACAGUCCCCUCGCUUGGUGAACAAGCAAAGGAUGACCCCCGUUACACCACUAAUGGUAGGCUCGUGGAUAUUGUUUCUCAGCGGAGUAACCCGAAGCUUGGUGACUUUGGUUCUCUUUGGGAGCUUUUCAACGGGAGCCCUGCUCCCGCGAGCGUCGCACCAACAUUAGGGACUAUAAAGACCACCAAGUCUGAGCUGGAGAAUUUUCAGCCAUCACUUGAAGAAAUGCUCUCUAGCUCGGCGGAAAGACCCACCAAAAAGGUUUCAUUCUCUGGCUUGUAUGGCAUUAAAACAUCCGUGCCCACUUCAUCCAACACCUCUCGCAUCACCAAUGAGCCAGUCUCUCAGGUCCUCAAAGACACCACCACUGGUUAUGUCUCCAAUUCUUCUUCUCGUCCAAACGCGCAUGCGACAGGUAUUCCUAUCGAUCUUGAGGGUCAAUCGUUCACUAUCUUGAGGCGGACCUUGGGCCAUGAGCCUUCUGGAACGAGUGCCAAUGUGGAAUUUGGUGCCCGUGGUCCAAAAACCCCUCCUGUGGUGAUUGUUAGACCUAGAGUUGGUGAUCCAAGUGAUACUCCCACAAAACCCAAGACUCGAUCUCAUGGAAAAGAUUUCCGAAAGAACACGCGCAAUAACCCAAUCACCUCCGAAGAAAGCGCUGGCCUAGACUCGGACACCAGUAUUGUGUUCGACCAUCCCGUUUCUGAGAAACCUGUGGCUUUUUCAUUUACCCCAUCUCAAGUCUAUGCGCCUGGGGCGAAGACUCACACUUAUGAUACCCCACCAUCAUCGUUUGACGAUAAUGACUGGAUACUGAAUGCCAACACCAUCCGAGGACAUGCUUCGAGCGGUACUGUGCGGUCUACCCUGCACCGACCGGCCGAGGAGCGAAGAGUCAUCUUGAUGACCAGACUCCUUGGCCACUUCCCUGCGUACGCAAAAAUUGUGUCUCAAGUGGGACUGGCUUCAGAUCAUCGUCCCAAUGAUGGCAUUGGCUCACGUCCCAUUCAUGUCUUUGUUGACAUGUCAAAUAUCAUGGUUGGAUUUCACGAUUCAGUAAAAACCUCGCGCAAUAUCCCUCUCUCAACCCGAAUCCGUCGUGUUCAUAUGUCCUUCGCUAACCUCGCAUUGAUCUUGGAACGCGGCCGCCAGGCCGCCAAGAGAGUCUUGGUCGGCUCGGAUCGCCUCCCAUCGGUUGACGAAGCCGAGAGACUCGGCUACGAAGUUAAUAUCCUUGAGCGUGUGCACAAAGUAAAGACCGUCACACCUCGUCGCAAUAGCAAGUCCCGGAAGAACCAUGGCUACAAUUCCCAGGGGUUAUCUAGCGGUCCUGAAACGGUCGCCGCCUCUGGGGAACGAUGGGUUGAGCAAGGGGUAGACGAAAUUCUGCACCUGAAGAUCCUGGAGAGCCUUUUGGACAUAGAGGAUGCUGCGACGAUUGUGUUGGCGACAGGGGAUGCGGCAGUGGCUGAGUUCUCUGGUGGAUUCAUGAGGAUGGUCGAGCGCGCGCUCCAGCGCGGCUGGAAUGUUGAACUUGUGAGCUUCUCGCAGGGCACUAGCUAUGCAUACCGGAAGAAGGAGUUUCGGACUCAGUGGGGAGACCGUUUCAAGCUGGUCGAACUGGACCGGUACGUGGAGGAACUGUUUGAGUGA
Molecule: messenger RNA, 1767 nt
Organism: Penicillium concentricum
Lineage: Eukaryota; Fungi; Ascomycota; Eurotiomycetes; Eurotiales; Aspergillaceae
Product: NYN domain-containing protein
Exons: 2
Coding region: 1-1767 (588 amino acids)
Biological process (GO): protein import into nucleus
Cellular component (GO): nucleus
Molecular function (GO): small GTPase binding; guanyl-nucleotide exchange factor activity
Source: RefSeq, a predicted model, not a curated record